Molecule: messenger RNA, 2243 nt
Organism: Plectropomus leopardus (leopard coralgrouper)
Lineage: Eukaryota; Metazoa; Chordata; Actinopteri; Perciformes; Serranidae
Product: glucose-induced degradation protein 8-B homolog
Molecular function (GO): protein binding
Source: RefSeq, a predicted model, not a curated record
UCGGUUAGUUAGCUAGCCGCGAAAAGCUUGACUGUGUACCCGCUGUUUACACUUUAAUUCCUCCCGAAAACCACCGAGAGCGCACCGCUAAUUUAUUUUCUCAUUACCGUCUUCUCACUGCCGUAGAAAAGGAUAACCGCCGGAGCUCGUGUUUUGCACGGAUCCCAAUGAUGAGUUAUGCUGAAAAGCCAGAAGACAUCACAAAAGAAGAGUGGAUGGACAAAUUAAACAAUGUGCACAUACAGAGGGCGGAUAUGAACCGGCUCAUUAUGAAUUACCUGGUGACAGAGGGGUUCAAAGAAGCUGCGGAGAAGUUUCGGAUGGAGUCCGGGAUCGAGCCAAGUGUGGACCUGGACUCUUUGGAUGAAAGGAUAAAGAUUAGAGAGAUGAUCCUGAAGGGACAGAUACAGGAAGCUAUUGCACUCAUCAACAGCCUACACCCAGAGCUGCUGGACACCAACCGAUACUUGUAUUUUCAUCUGCAGCAGCAACAUUUGAUUGAGUUAAUCAGGCUAAGGGAGACUGAGUCAGCGCUGGAGUUUGCCCAGACGCAGUUGGCUGAGCAGGGGGAGGAGAGCCGCGAGUGUCUGACAGAGAUGGAGAGGACAUUAGCCCUGCUGGCCUUCGACAACCCGGAAGAGUCGCCCUUUGGAGAUCUGCUCAACAUGAUGCAGCGGCAAAAGGUGUGGAGCGAGGUGAACCAAGCUGUGCUGGACUAUGAAAACAGGGAGUCGACGCCCAAACUGGCUAAGCUCCUGAAGUUACUGCUGUGGGCACAGAACGAGCUCGACCAGAAGAAGGUGAAAUACCCCAAAAUGACUGACCUUAGCACGGGCACCAUCGAGGACCCAAAGUGAACAUAACAGACAAGAAGAGCCACCUUCCACGUCCCCUUAAUUUAUGAUCAGUCAGUGACUGUGUGACAACCAGGUAACAUAUAUGUAUAAACAAAUGCUACAUUGUUUUUUUUUUUUCAUGUUUCAUUCAUGAGAUUAAACUUAACUCAUCGUGCAAACUGUAAAUUGCUGUAUUUGCAAAUUGACAGAAAAUGAUCCGUUUAAAUACCGAUCCUGGAUUUUUAGACAGAUCCUGGAGAUUCAAAUUGCUGUUUUAUAUUUUGUCUUUCUAAAGUCAGUAGUAUUAUUUAUUGUGACCAUUUCCCCCACAGAGACUUUAUUUUGCAAGAGAGAGAGGGAGAGAUAUGACGGUGUAAAUUAACAAUGUUAAUACUGUGGCGUUUGUGAAGCCAAAAUCUAGGCGCCGCAGGACGGAGGGGAGACAAAGUGUAAAGGUUUAAACUUUGAAACAGCAGACACACCAUUGAUGACGCACUGCAGGAGUCUAGAUUGUUUCAAAUCAAGUUUAAAAUUUAAAUUUCUAACAUAAAAUGUGAGUAUUUUUCAAUUAAAUGGAAAGAUACACUUUAUUAAUGUAAUAUAGUUUAAAUUAAUAUAAUAUUUAAUGAUUUGACGUACCUCUACAGUAUGUCUAUGGGAUGAACUGCCUUGCAAAAUGUAUCAUUUCACGUGUGUGUUUGUGAGGGUGAAUACGUCCUGACUGUCGGGUUGAAAUCAGAGAAGGCUUUUAAGCUCCCUUCGGCCUUUUCUGAGCCGACAGUACGCACAGAUCCCAACGUGCUCCAAAUGGUGAUGUUUGGUUUUACGUUACGAGGGGGUUGAGAUUAGGAUAAUGUUCUGCCAAUCCCAUUGAUGGAGGGAGGAUUUUACGCUGCUCGAGAGAAAGGGUAGCUCCGAUCAAGAAAAGCUAAAGAAUGACAGCGCCAACUACGGCGAGACUGUAGUUUGCAAACUCACAUUUGAAAUAUAUUCAGACUGGACCUGAUUCUUUUGUUCAUUGGCUUUGUUUUAAUAAUUAAUGGUCAAAAGCAUCGUUGAAUCUGAAAAGGCGUUUUGAGAAACGGUCACAGAACUUGCUGUCCAUUUUGCCACUUUUAAAAGCCGUUAGUAUUUUCACUUUAACUGCAUGUAAGUGUAUCUUUUUUUUUCCUCAAUGGGGAAAAGGCUCCUGUGCUUGUUUACUUUGUUGUUUUUUUGAUUUGUUUACUUUUAUAUAUAAAAAACAAACUUGCUGCUAGUUGUUCAUCCUUAAUUUCUUUUAAGGUUGUAUUGUCUUUAUAGAUAUUGGCUUUGACAAAUACUGAGACCCAGAGAGCUCACAUCCCUUUUAUUAUUCAACAUUUUUAAGAUCAAAUUUGCAAUUAUUAAAAUAAACAAAACUUUUGU